Molecule: messenger RNA, 2428 nt
Organism: Panicum virgatum (switchgrass)
Lineage: Eukaryota; Viridiplantae; Streptophyta; Magnoliopsida; Poales; Poaceae
Product: UDP-glycosyltransferase 73E1-like
Exons: 1
Coding region: 192-1973 (593 amino acids)
Molecular function (GO): UDP-glycosyltransferase activity
Source: RefSeq, a predicted model, not a curated record
AAAAGGAACCCUCCUCGCCGGGGGAAACGCGACGAGGAAGACGUCGGUGGCACCAAGGCGGCCGCACUUCGUGUUUAGUAUUAAAAUACUGACAUUGUGACAAAAAUAUUGUGGCUGCUAUCCCGUAGAAUACAUGCUUCAUUCGACAUUGUGACUAGGAAUACAAAUAAAAAAAGGUCACAUUGUCACUGAUGCAGCAUGAAAGCUCCCUGUCGACUUUUCCUUCAAAAAAGCUCCUUGUGGACUUUGUACCAGCGCAUACCACUAGAAAGCUCCUUCAAAGCUGGCAUGCGCUGCCACUAGAAAGAAGUCAACAGCACAACAGUUCAAGAAAACAGCAACUCAUUGUGUCCUCAAGCUUGCCGCUUGGCGCCUCGGCCUCGAUGACGACCGCCAGGAUGACGACUAGCCAAGGGCAAGCAGCGCCCCUCGGCCGGGGAGACGCCGCCGAGGACGACGCCGGCGGCUCCACGGCGGCGCACUUCGUGUUCGUCCCGCUGAGGGAGCAGGGCCACCUGAUCCCGGCCGUCGACACCGCGCUGCUGCUCGCCACCCACGGCGCGGUCUGCACCAUCGUCGGCCCCCCGUCCACGGCCGCGCUGGUGCGCCCCGCCGUCGACUCCGCCCGCCGGUCCGGCCUGCAUGUCCGCCUCGCCGAGUUCCCGCUCGACUACGCCGCCGCCGGCCUGCCGGAAGGCGCGGACGACGCUGCCGACAGCGUCCCGGCGAUGCACAUGUGGAGCUUCUUCCGCGCCAUGGCGCUCCUCCGCGCACCGAUCGAGAGCUACCUCCGCGCGCACGCGCCGUUCCCGACCUGCGUCGUGUCGGACUUCGUCAACCCGUGGACCACGGAGCUCGCGGCCAACCUCGGCGUCCCGCGGCUAAGCUUCUUCAGCAUGUGCACCUUCGGCCUCCUCUGCCAGCACAACCUCGAGCGGUUCGGCGCGUGGGACGGCGUCGAGGACCCCAACCAGCCGGUCGUCGUGCCGGGGCUGGAGAGGAGGUUCGUGGUGACGAGGGCGCAGGCGCCCGGCUUCUUCCGGGGGAUCCCGAUCCCGUGCUGGGAGGAAUUCGCCGACUACGUCGAGCGCGCGCGGGCCGAGGCUGACGGCGUCAUCGUCAACACCUUCGAGGAGAUGGAGCCGGAGUUCGUCGCCGGGUACGCGGCGGCGCGGAAGAUGAAGGUCUGGACCGUCGGGCCGGUGUCGACCUACCACCAGAGCAGCCCGACGCCGGCGGCGUCGGCGCUGGCGUCGAGAGGGCUGCGGGCGCCCGCCAUCGACCCCGACGAGUGCCUCCGGUGGCUCGACGGCAAGCCGGCGGGCUCCGUCGUGUACGUCAGCUUCGGGAGCAUCUCGCAGGCGGGCGCGAAGCAGGUGGUGGAGCUCGGCCUCGGGCUGGAGGCGUCGGGGCACCCGUUCAUCUGGGUGGUCCGGAACGCCGACGAGUACGACGCGGCGGCGCGCGGGUUCCUGGGCGAGCUCGAGGCGCGCGUGGCGGGGCGCGGCCUGCUAGUCCGCGGGUGGGCGCCGCAGCUGCUGAUCCUGUCCCACGCCGCCGUGGGCGGGUUCGUGACGCACUGCGGGUGGAACUCGACGCUGGAGGCCGUCGCGGCGGGGCUGCCGGUGGUGACGUGGCCGCACUUCACGGACCAGUUCCUGAACGAGAAGAUGGCCGUGGAGGUACUGGGCAUCGGCGUCCGCGUCGGGGUCACCGAGCCGCUCACGUACCAGGCGGUGCCCAAGGAGAUCGUCGUGGGGCGGGGCGUGGUGGAGGCGGCCGUGCGGAGCGUGAUGGGCGGCGGGGAGGAGGCGGAGGAGAGGCGGCGCCGGGCGCGCGCGCUGGCGGCCAAGGCGCGGGCGGCCGCGCAGCCGGGCGGGUCGUCGCACGCCAACCUGCUGGACCUGGUCAAGCGCUUCCGGCCGGGCGCGGCGCCUGGCGCGGCGCCUGGCGCCGCCGUGUCAGGGGUGUAGCGGCAAGUCGUCUCGUCCGUUGAGAUUCCGCAUGCAAGUGGGGCGGCUUGCAUCUUGAGUUGAGAUGUCUGAUUGGUCCAGGAAAUAAAUCCGAAGUGGUUGUGUGAUUUUUGCGUUUGUUGUGGUGCUUCCAAGAAUUGGACAAUUGCCGAAGCAUCUCGGCAAGGUCCAUUUCCAUGUGUGGGCAUCCGAGUUCAGCCGGCGAUGGUGGCUGCUUCUGCCUGCCCUCCUUCCGUCGUUUCUGCUCAUCUGUCUCACUAUCUGUCUGAUACCUCAACUAUGCUCAAUUUGUCGGCCAUCACAUUCAUCAAAGGGAUGUUGUAUAUGGUGUUUUUCCAGGUUACUCCUGAUGGAACAGAGCAAUGAGCUAGCAGGAAGGCAGACCAGUGAGGAAUAGUACAGUACAGUCCUUUUGUAAUGUUGCGGAUUGCCAGGUGCGUUUGGGUGCUUGUCAA